GUAUAUUGUGAUGUCAGGAACCCCAGAGAAAAUUUUAGAGCACUUUCUAGAAACUAUGCGCCUUGAAGUGACUUUAACUGAAGCAACAGAUUCUGUUUUAAAUGAUUUUAUUAUGAUGCACUGUGUUUUUAUGCCAAAUAGUCAGCUCUGCCCGGCCUUGAUGGCACACUAUCAUGCCCAGCCUUCCCAGGGUACAGAGCAGGAGAAAAUGGAUUAUGCCCUCAACAAUAAAAGGCGAGUCAUUCGACUGGUUCUGCAGUGGGCUGCUUUAUAUGGAGAUUUACUACAAGAAGAUGAAGCAGCAAUGGCCUUUUUGGAGGAAUUUUAUGUAUCUGUAUCAGAUGAUACGAGAAUGAUUGCAGCACUAAAGGAGCAGCUUCCAGAGCUAGAGAAAAUUGUAAAGCAAGUUUCUGAAGAACCUAAAGCACCACAGAAGAAGCACAAAGUUCUUCUGCAGCUGUUCAACACAAGUGAUGACAGAGCACAGAAACGCCAGCCUAUCAGAGGUAGCGACGAAGUUCUGUUUAAGGUGUACUGCAUAGACCAAACCUACACCACUAUCCGGGUGCCAGUUUCUUCCUCUGUGAAGGAGGUGAUCAGCGCAGUAGCAGAUAAGCUGGGUUCUGGAGAAGGCCUCAUCAUAGUAAAGAUGAGUUCAGGAGGAGAAAAGGUCGUGCUCAAACCGCAUGAUGUUUCAGUGUUUACAACUCUGAGUGUUAAUGGACGGCUGUUUGCUUGCCCACGUGAUCAGUUUGAUUCACUGGCACCAUUACCAGAACAAGAAGGACCGUCGACGGGUACAGUAGGAACGUUCGAACUGAUGAGCUCCAAAGACUUAGCACAUCAGAUGACAAUUUAUGACUGGGAGCUUUUCAACUGUGUGCAUGAGCUGGAAUUGAUCUAUCACACUUUUGGGAGGCACAAUUUUAAAAAGACCACGGCAAAUCUGGACUUGUUUUUAAGAAGAUUUAAUGAAAUUCAGUUCUGGGUGGUCACUGAGAUUUGUCUUUGCUCUCAACUCAGCAAACGUGUUCAGCUGUUGAAGAAGUAUAUUAAGAUAGCAGCCCACUGUAAAGAAUACAAAAAUCUGAAUUCCUUUUUCGCUAUUAUUAUGGGACUGAGUAAUGUUGCUGUGAGCCGUCUUUCGUUAACAUGGGAGAAACUUCCAAGCAAGUUCAAGAAGAUCUAUGCAGAGUUUGAAAGCUUAAUGGAUCCAUCAAGAAACCAUAGGGCCUACAGACUAACGGUAGCUAAAUUGGACCCUCCAAUAAUUCCUUUCAUGCCACUACUUAUAAAAGACAUGACGUUCACUCAUGAGGGAAACAAGACAUUCACUGACAACCUAGUAAACUUCGAAAAAAUGCGCAUGAUUGCCAACACUGUCAGGACGGUGAAAUUCUGCCGAAGCCAAUCUUUCAAUCCCGACGCAGCCCUAACUAAUAAGAACCAUCAGGAUGUUCGGAGCUAUGUGCGGCAAUUAAAUGUGAUUGACAACCAGAGAACUUUAUCACAGAUGUCUCACCGACUAGAACCGCGUCGAGCAUAAACAUUUGAAGCCGUGAUGAGAAAUGAUCUUUUAUCCUGUCAAGGUCACUUGUUAAGAACUUCACUUUCUCUGCUACCGCACUGCCACUACAAAAAUAAGCAAAAACAUAUCCUAAGGUCUUAGGCAACGCGCAAUGUACCAGCCUGUCAGAGAACUUUGGCUGAGGAAGAAUAUAUGCACUAUAGCUGCAAGGGUGGCCAUGUUGUGAACCAUUAAUUCAUCUUAUAGUAAAUGAUUUCUCAGUGGAUAAAAAAGGCAAAGGAUUAGUGUUAGUUAGUGAAAAAUGCACAAAAAGCUUCUAACAAUCCUGAGGGAGGUAGUGUUUUUCUCCCUAAUUAAAAAUCCAUUGUUUAUGAUUUAUUCUCCAGGUCAGGACCAAAACUGAUCACCAGUUUAGCUUGUCCAGCUACUG
Nestor notabilis (Kea) is the source of this 1958-nucleotide messenger RNA. RefSeq names its product Rap guanine nucleotide exchange factor (GEF) 4 (gene RAPGEF4). Gene Ontology annotation, cellular component: plasma membrane. Gene Ontology annotation, molecular function: guanyl-nucleotide exchange factor activity. The annotation marks the transcript as partial. The record is from RefSeq and is a predicted model, not a curated record. Lineage: Eukaryota; Metazoa; Chordata; Aves; Psittaciformes; Psittacidae. Gene Ontology annotation, biological process: Ras protein signal transduction; positive regulation of GTPase activity. The transcript has 16 exons.